GUAUAAACUAAAAAAGCCUUUUAAAAGGUUUACUUAUAGCCCAACCGAAAACAAGCCCAAUGUCCAAUCAAAAUGGCCCAAGUGGUUUAAUAGGCCAGUGAGGUAACUGAGAUUGAGGUGGGAGCUUCUGGGAAGAAAGAAACAAGGCGCUUCUGUACUUCACCCAAUCGCGAUUCACGCCCCUGUCAGAGACUCCGCCCACUCCCGUCUCCCAGCGCUUUUUCCGGCCGAUUGCAGCGCCACUGCCGGCGUCUGGUAGCUCCACACCUCCGGCGACUUCCCUCUCAACCUGAAAGAAUGAAACAACAUGCAAAAGCCUGAGUUUUGAAUAGAAUUAGAAAUCAUCAUGGAUUCACAAACCCAAAAUGCAUCACUACAACGCCUCCAAACUGUCGAAAAGAGGAUUGUUAGAGUAUUGGAACUUGCUGGUGGAGUGAUGGAAGAAUUCUCAAAUCCUAGUGGACCGAGGAAGGAAUUGGUCAACAAUCACUGCAGUGAAUUCAUGCAAUUAAUCAAGGAUAUACAAGUGACAUUAAGGGAAGAAAUCAAGAGUGCAUGCGAAUAUCGUCCAUUUGAGAAGUGUGAUUACAUAGCAAGAAUAUCAAAUGAAAUAUGCUGCCAAAAAGUCCAAUAUGUCCUUCAAAAAUUGGAUGGAAUGACAGAAACAGUCGAUGAAUAUCAUCAUGCAGCCUGAUUUUUUUUUUUUUUUUUUUUUUGAAUUGGUGGCAUGGAGUAGAAUUUAAACAUGAAAUCUGAUUACAACACUGUAAUGUUUGUCAGUUUUGUUUUGUCAAAUCGCUUGUGUCUUUUUCUAUAUUUCGCACCAAAUGCAACAAGUAAAAUAAUAAUAUAAAAUGAGGGUAAAAUGGUAA
Lactuca sativa (garden lettuce) is the source of this 872-nucleotide messenger RNA. RefSeq names its product mediator of RNA polymerase II transcription subunit 11. Gene Ontology annotation, cellular component: mediator complex. Lineage: Eukaryota; Viridiplantae; Streptophyta; Magnoliopsida; Asterales; Asteraceae. Gene Ontology annotation, biological process: regulation of transcription by RNA polymerase II. The record is from RefSeq and is a predicted model, not a curated record. Gene Ontology annotation, molecular function: transcription coregulator activity.